AUGUCAGUGAUUCCGGCUGCCGUCAUCAUCACAUUGCUCGUUUUGUUCAUCGGCAUUUCCAUUAUUCUAGGGGGUAUAGCAUGGUCCCAGACCACCUCCCUCUUUCUUCCAUUCCCAACCUCGGUCAAUGCCAUCGCCACUCUUUUCCCGGUUUUCUCUGUUUUGAUCGUUAUUGCCGUCAAUUCUUUUGCUUCGCGCUUUGAAAGGGCGAAUACGCGCUGGGAACAACCAAUAACGUCGGGUAAUGGUGAUGCCAAUGGGACCACGACUAUAGUUGCUUCAUCCACCUUUCGCCCAAUCCUCGCCUUCGUCAUCGAUAAUCUCAUGACGAUUCUUCCCACGGUGCUUGCUACAAUAUCAGCCACAUAUAUACUGCCAAACGAUAAUAACUGUCAUCUUGAACAGACCUGGCAAACUUACUAUCACAACAAAGAUGUGAAUGCCAUUCGCUCGAUACAAGACAGACUCCAGUGUUGUGGUUUGCGAAGCACUCAUGACAGAGCAUGGCCUUUCAAGGAUGCGACUCAUGAUGAUAAGGCAUGUGAACGCUCAAUGGGGUAUAAACAAAGCUGUCUAGAUCCGUGGAGUGAUAACGAGAGAAAAGUUGCCGUGUUAGUCUUUGCAGCAGCUAUUCUAGGAUGGGGAAUCAAGCUGGGAUUCAUGUAUCUUAGCCCUAGAGGCUCGUGGACUUUCAACAAUUCCGCUUUCGGCCGUCCUGCCUGGACUAAUGGUGCUAGCAAUGGCACUGGAGACUCAUCUACGGCUCCAAGGCUGCUUGCUCGCACUUACAAUGAUGAUUCAAGCGAUAUUCAGAGGGUUAGGGAUGAAGAACCUCCAUUCACCGAUACCGCGCUGGGCGAAAAUCCCUCGCUGGAUGCCGAUGCUCGCGAUGUAACUUCGCCUGAUGGUCGAGACCUUUCUGGGACAAGUCAUUGGGGGUAA
Messenger RNA from Talaromyces rugulosus, 942 nucleotides. RefSeq lists its product as uncharacterized. The record is from RefSeq and is a predicted model, not a curated record. The transcript has 4 exons. Lineage: Eukaryota; Fungi; Ascomycota; Eurotiomycetes; Eurotiales; Trichocomaceae. Bases 1 to 942 code for a protein of 313 amino acids. Gene Ontology annotation, cellular component: membrane.